Electrophorus electricus (electric eel) is the source of this 2767-nucleotide messenger RNA. Its product is annotated as dihydropyrimidinase-related protein 1-like. Gene Ontology annotation, cellular component: cytosol; cytoplasm. Gene Ontology annotation, molecular function: hydrolase activity, acting on carbon-nitrogen (but not peptide) bonds, in cyclic amides. Lineage: Eukaryota; Metazoa; Chordata; Actinopteri; Gymnotiformes; Gymnotidae. The record is from RefSeq and is a predicted model, not a curated record.
UUGUCCACUGAAGCCCAAGGACAGAAAAAUCAGUUAAAAACCUUUGGCGUUAUGUUUUUUUUUUUUUUUUCCCCGGGAAAAUAGUUUUUACAAAGUAAUUACGAGGAAUAUUUAUAUCUCUGUAAGAUGAUGAGUGCAAUGUGUGAAAUAUGUAUUUUGCCCCUUAAAGGAGUUUCACUGUGACUGGGGCAAUUUUAUUUAAUUUACCGCUAAGAAAUUAUUUAAUUAAUUGAUGUAAACCAAGAUGUCUAGAAAUCGACAAAUAAAUACGUAUAAUGGGUCAAAUAAAUUCGGCGUUUAGGCUAUAUCUGCUAAAAGUUGCAGCCUUGUAACCUGAGUAUGACCUUUUUUUUUUUUUUAGCACAUGAUACGCAUAUUUCUUUUGUAGUCAGUCUAAGGGCCCAAGAGUAUGGGCAUAUUUUUGUUUGCCCGUGCUCAGACCUGUCGGUUGUUCGGUAGGGUACCUAAGAAGGGGUCGCUGCUGCCGUCACAAAGCCCGACACCUGGAGGCACGCGCUUCCCUGCUUUUAAAUCAGGACAAAGUCGAGCACAUGAUUUAUAGGUUCCAUGAAAAAGAGACUUUUCUGAAAAACAAACACACCCAAGUCCGCAGAUUGCAGCGAAAAUGUCCUGUAAGAAAAGUAUUGCCCAGUUGCCGAAAGAACGACUGCUCAUUGAAGGAGGCUGUGUGGUUAAUGAUGACCAGUCAUUUUCUGCUGACAUCUACGUGGAAGAUGGAAUCAUAAAGCAGCUGGGACAGAAUUUAACUCUGCCAGCUGAUGUACGUGUAAUAGAUGCUAGAGGAAGGAUGGUGAUGCCAGGUGGGAUUGAUGUGAACACCUGUCUGAAGAAGUCCUACCUGGGGACCCUGCCUGCUGAUGACUUCUACAAUGGUAGCAGGGCAGCCCUUGCUGGGGGAACCACCAUGAUCAUUGAUCAUGUGUGUGUGCAGCAGGGUGAGUCUCUUUUGCAGGCAUUUGAGCAAUGGCAGGAUGUUGCAGACAGCAAGUGCUGUUGUGAUUACUCUCUCCAUGUGGACAUUUCAUAUUGGACUGACAGUGUCAGAGAUGAACUCCAAACGCUCAUUCAGGAGAAAGGUGUCAAUUCUUUCCAGGUUUUUAUGACACACAAGGAUACGUGUCAGUUAUCUGAUGCACAGCUCUAUGAAGUGAUGGACUAUUUGAGGGAUUUGGGUGGAAUCGUCUUGGUUCAUGCAGAAAAUGGAGAUCUUAUUGCUCAGGAACAGAGUAAAAUUCUUAGUUUGGGCAUAACUGGACCAGAGGGACAUGUGCUCAGCAGACCACAGGAGCUUGAAUCUGAGGCUGUGUUCCGAGCUGUAACCCUUGGCAACUGCACUAACUGCCCUGUGUACAUCACAAAGGUGAUGAGUAAAGGAGCUGCAGACAUUGUGGCCACAGCAAGGAAAAAAGGGUCUGUUGUGUUUGGUGAGCCAAUCACAGCCAGCAUAGCCACAGAUGGCACACACUAUUGGAGCAAAAACUGGGCCAAAGCAGCUGCGUUUGUGAUGUCACCACCACUCAAUCCCGACCCCACAACUCCUGAUCAUCUGAUUUCCAUGCUGGCCUGUGGGGACCUCCAGGUGCUUGGCAGUGCACACUGUGUUUAUUCCAUUGCUCAGAAGGCCAUUGGGAAAGAUAACUUUACUCUCAUUCCUGAGGGAGCUAAUGGCAUAGAGGAGAGAAUGUCCUUCAUCUGGGACAAAGGAGUGGCUGCUGGGAAAAUGGAUGAGAAUCAGUUUGUUGCUGUAACGAGCACAAAUGCAGCGAAGCUCUUUAACCUGUACCCCUGUAAGGGUCGAGUGGCUGUGGGCUCUGACGCAGACCUUGUUAUCUGGGAUUCAGACAAGAUCCGAACCAUCACGGCCAAGUCACAUCAUUCGGCUGGGGAGUACAAUAUUUUUGAGGGGCUGGAGGUUAGAGGGGGUCCCAGUUUUGUGCUGAGCCAGGGCCAUGUUGUUUUUGAGGAUGGCAACCUCAGUGUUCGGCCUGGAUCCGGACGCUUCAUUCCUCGCAAGCCUUUUCCUGAAUCCGCCUACCAGCGUAUCCAUAUGAGGGUGAAGGCCUCUGCCACACGUGGUGUUUCCCGUGCGAUGUACGACGGGCCUGUCUGUGAAGUUUCUCUUGCAUCCAAAUAUUUAACUCCUGCUACAUCCACUAAAACCUCACCUGCCAAGAACCAGCCUCUAGCAAUUAGAAAUCUCCACCUGUCCAACUUCAGCCUGUCAGGGCCGGAAUACCCACAAGUUUCCCAAGAAGACGAGUCUGGCCCUCGUCGGGCCUGCCAUCGCAUUGUGGCACCCCCUGGUGGCCGUUCCAAUAUCACCAGUCUGGGUUGACAGAAAAAACUCCCUCCACACAAAUGAACAAACCAUGGUGCUUACUGCCUCUGCCCAGGGAACCCUGGAGCAGAAGUGUGUUUAUUACUGCAUGUAGAUAGUUUGUUAACUGCAUGUUGAGUCUAAUAGUGCUUUGAAGUGGUUCUUGUUUCUUUACUCAGAUUUAUCAUGCAUUUUAAACUCUAAUCAUAUUCUAGUAGAGGCAAGUGUCCAGCAGGUCCCAAAAUCUUAAACACCACCACCAACUACAAUAUUUCUGUAGCUCUGUUUUUUUUUUUUUUUUCAUUACUCAUUGUUUCAAUGUUGUGCUUUUAGUAUUGUAGUAUUAUUGUAGCUAAUAACCUCCAGCAGUAUGAAAUAAAAUACAAAAGAAAGAAUUUAGCAAAAAAAUUCAUUAAAGAAUGUGCCCUC